CAUUUUGAGCAGCCAAACUGGGGGUGUGGCGGACGGAUCCCGGACCGCCUAGACGGGAUCCAGUGAAAGGGACAGUUGCCUUGGCAACCAGAGGCUCGCGCUCUCUCUCUUUCUCAGCAACCAGCAGCUCCUAGAGAUGGCGUCACCAGCCCGCGCCCGGGCCUCGUAACGCCCUUUUGCGGCUACAGCUUGCCAUUGGUCUGCGGUAAGACAGAUGUAGGCCCUGUCCAAUGGUACGCGCCGCGCUCUUGGGGGCCGGACAUCUUUCCCUGAGGAGCUUGGCGCUGGCGGAAGCCGGGCAUUGGUGGCCACCCGGUUCUUCGGCAGGAUGACAAAACAGAAGAGAAAAAUUCCCGAAGUCACAGAGAAAAAGAACAAAAAAUUGAAGAAGACAUCAGCAAAAGAGGUACUGCUUGUGCCUGGAACCACGUCAGAUAAAAAGGAAGUGCACCCAGAGGCCCACACCAACGCGAGGGACCCACACGUCCUCCAGGUGUGUCUCAACCCGAGCGGGGCAGCGAGCGGCGAAGUGCCAGAGGUGAACCAGGUACCAUCCCUGUCCCCAGCAGAGCAGCGGGCCCUGGAGCGGAAGCUGAAGAAGGAACGGAAGAAGGAGGAGAAGCGGCGCCUGUGGGAGGCAGGGGGCUGCCCUGCCCCGCAGACCCCAGCCACACCUGAGCCCGCGCCUUCGGGGGCCACAUUGGCCCUGGACUACCUCUGUAGCUGGGCCCAGAAGCACCAGGACUGGAAGUUCCAGAAGACGCGGCAGACCUGGCUCCUGGUCCACAUGUACGACAGCGACAAGGUUCCUGAUGAGCACUUCCCCACCCUGCUGGCCUACCUGGAGGGGCUGAAGGGCCAGGCCCGCGAGCUGACUGUGCAGAAGGCUGAGGCCCGGAUGCAGGCGCUGGAUGCAGCGGGAGCUGGCGGCUCGGACCCUCUCCUGUUGGGGCAGGUCCAGCGCAUCCGCCAGGUGUUGCAGCUGCUCUCCUAGCAGCGGGGCCGUCCUUGGGCCGUGUGGGUACAGCUCGGCCACCCCCCCUCCCCACUGCAGUGGGGCUGCAGGCCCGAGGGGCACUGGCUGCCAGUGGCCAGCGCGGAGCUGGCUUCGGUUCCCACAGAGGACACCUCCCCCACCUGAGCCUCCUCAGGCAGGAAGAGCCCCACGUCCAGAGCCUUGAUUUCCUCUCUGGAGGCAUCUGCCUGCUGUUGGGAUGGGAGCUGCACCCUUCUGCAUUGUUUAAAUCCCUCUACAGCGGGAGGGAGGAGCCCUGGUUGCACAGUGGUUAAAGCGCUCGGCUGCUAACCAAACCCACCAGCUGAUCCUUGGGAGAAAGAUGUGGCAGUCUGCUUCUAUAAAGAUUACA
Trichechus manatus latirostris (Florida manatee) is the source of this 1367-nucleotide messenger RNA. It is a transcript of the gene CHLSN, whose product is annotated as chromosome unknown C7orf50 homolog. Lineage: Eukaryota; Metazoa; Chordata; Mammalia; Sirenia; Trichechidae. The coding region runs from base 329 to 994 and encodes 221 amino acids. The transcript is spliced from 6 exons. The record is from RefSeq and is a predicted model, not a curated record.